Molecule: messenger RNA, 3172 nt
Organism: Dimorphilus gyrociliatus
Lineage: Eukaryota; Metazoa; Annelida; Polychaeta; Dinophilidae
Source: the annotation of a GenBank genome assembly
AACACAUAGGUUAGUUAGAGCAGUGUUGGGUGAUUAAUAUCGACGAAUGUCUUUUUUACAUUUUUUACAGCUUUUCGGCUUUAUUUCUUAUGAAUUUAAUAGCUAAUUCACAAUUAUAAAGGAUUUUUACAAAAGAUCAUUCUAGUUAGCUUGAAAGUCGAUGGACGGUGAAGAAAACGGGAGAUCGGCAUCAGUUUCAAAUGCCGACGGUGGCAAAAAGGCAGUACCAUUGUCUGUCAAUUAUAAAAUCGAGGAUAAGUUGGCUAGCCAAUACCAAGCACAUAAUGUUAUCAAUUUAUCCGGAUCGGAACUAAAUUUAGCUUAUUUCCAAAAGAACGGCUUUACAAAGCCCAUUUCAAUCAAUGAUAAAAGUGGUCUGGGAUUAAGAGUGCCUAGUCAAAACUUUACUGUUGCUGAUGUUAAAGCAUGUGUUGGCUCAUUGAGAACCUUAAACGUUGUGGACAGCGAUACUCGUUCUUCGUUCAUAAUGAUGGUUAAAGAUUGGGUUGAGUAUUAUGUUCGCCCCGAAAAAGUGAAAAAGAAAUUUAGUGUUACUUCGCUAGAGUUUACCCACACGAAAUUAUCAACUUACGUAGAAGCUCCAACAGCAGUUCAACAAAUUGACUGGGCUAAUUGCGUAUGGCCUAUUCAUCAAAGGGAUUCUCAAAAUGAAGAAAAUACAAGUAUACCUGAUAGAAAUCGACUACCAAAAGUUCAAAAAUUCUGUGCUAUGUCCGUCAAGGGCUGUUUUGGAGAUUUUCAUAUUGAUAUGAGUGGUUGCUCAACCUGGUAUCACGUACUACAUGGAUCGAAAAUUUUUUGGAUUUUACCUCCAACACAAUACAACCUUGAUGCUUUUGAAAAAUGGGUGAAAUCUGGAAAACAGGAAUUUUUUGCAGAAAAAGGAAAAGAAUGUCAGAAAUUUACUUUGAAAGAAGGGCAAACGUUUCUAUUACCAAGUGGAUGGAUUCAUGCCAUCUACUCUGAGGAAGACUCGCUUGUAUUCAGUGGAAAUUUUCUUCAUAGUUUUAGUAUACCUCAACAAAUAAAAAUUGCUGAACUAGAGAAGCGAAUCUACGACAAAUUUAAUUAUUCUUUUUUUACUGAAAUCAUGUGGUAUGCCGUGAAAAGAUAUUGUGGUGCAUUAUUGAACCCUCCUCUGACUCCUGUUAAAGAAACCUCCGGCGAAGAGACAGAUACUGAAAAGAAAACCCCAACAACGAGUCCUAUGGCUAAAAGUACAUCUUCUCUUCCUGAAAACGGAAGUUGCAAAAAAGAAAUUAAGAAAGAAACUAAGGGCGAAAACGAUCAAACUGAAGAAGAGCCGAAGACUGAAAAAGCCACUAUAAAAGAUGAAAAUAAUAAAGUACCUAUGAAAAUAUAUUUAACAACUUUUGAACUAGAAGGAUUGGAGUGCUUAAUUGAAUGGCUUGAGAAAUCAAAUUUUGCUGCAGCACGAGUUCCUAUUGAAUUUCAUAACGCGCAGCUGUUGUUGAAAAAGCUACAGGAUUUACUAGAUAAUCAUAGAAAUGACGCCGCAGACCUAGCUAUAACAAACGAACCUAUUCUCAGUUGGACCUUCAAUAAAAGGCCACGAGCAGCUUCACGAGUACCAAAUUCAUUGAAAAGGGGACGAGGGGGCAGUCGAGUCUCUCAGAGCUCUCCCUCGUCUGCGGGAGUUGAUCAAGGUAGCGGAGAUAAGUCAAAGGGACCUCAACAUCGAAGAGUUCGCUGCAAGAAAUGUGAACCUUGUACUCGAACAGAUUGCGGUGAAUGCCAUUUUUGCCGAGAUAUGAGAAAGUUUGGUGGUUUAGGAAGAAUGAAGCAAACCUGUGUGUCGAGACAGUGUAUGGUGCCUUUAUUACCAUCAACGGCCAUUUGCCACCUUUGUGAAUCCGGUGAUGGGAGAGAAGCUCCUGCUUGCUUGGACGAUAUAAAAGAGGCUAAUGAUCUACUAAUGGAGUGUUCUAUUUGUUGGAAAAUCUCCCAUCCACGCUGUUUGUCAAGCAAAGAUAGCGAUUUACCUUGUGGUAGUCUUUGUGAUGAUAUGCCCGCUUGUUGGAGGUGCCCCGAAUGCAUUAGAUGUGAUGGCAAACCUAUAGAAGAAAAACGUCGAAUUGGUAAAGAGAAUAAGAUUCCUCCACCUGUUCUGAUGCCAAUAUUGCCAACUGUAAAUACGCCGCCGACUCCCAAGUGUACGAAAAUGCUAUCCUUCAACGAUUACUUAAAGGCCAGACCAGCUGACAAAAAAAGUCGAUCUAAAGUAGAAGAAGAAAAACCAAAAUUCGUUGUAAGGCCUGCUCCUAUUACCCCACCUCCGUUAUAUGUGGAAUUGGAGGAUGGAAAGAACCAUGUUUUAGAUAGAAAUCUAUGGCAAACUAUCUUUGGAUUUCUGGACUCAAAAUCCAUGGUUAAUAUCAUGUCCUGUUGUAAAACGUUUUGCAAAUGGACAGUUGAUCGGAGGUUUUGGUACUACAUCAACGUCAAUCAGAAAUGCCUUUCACGAAAUAUGCUUACGGGAAUAAUUCGAAGACAGCCAUCAGCUUUAAAUUUAACCAGCACAAAUAUUUCUAGAGUACAAUUAGAAUGGCUCCUAAAGCGCCUGCCCUGUUUGGAGCAUCUCUUUUUAUCCUCUAAUUCUGUUGCAGCUUGCUCGGCUCUUCGAAGCGUUCCUGUCACUCGUCUUAGAACCCUAGAUUUAAGCUGGAUAGAUGGUUUAAAUGACGACACAUUAAAAAUGAUUAUACCACCAAUUUCGCACACUUCCAGCUUGAAAAUAGUUUCAGGUUUAGCACUAAAUGGUACUGAAGUUACUGAUAGUGUUCUCGGCUCUAUUGUUCGAUACAUGAAUAUUCUAGUAAAGCUAGAAUUGACGUAUUGUCCAAAUAUAACAGAUGAUAUUCUUGGACAAUUAGCAGACGCAGAAACUCUCUCCCAUGUUGGUCUUACGGGUUGCCCUUGUAUAACUGAUAAGGUAUUGAAUGGGCUUUUCAGCGUUCCACUGCUCACUAUCUUAGAGGUGAAUUAUUGUAAAAAUGUCACUGUCUCUGCUUGCCACGCAGCUAUGAGAACAAUGAGGCAAAAUGGAAAGUGUAUAACUAUUUGCUGUGGUCAAAACGAGUCGCCUUAUGCUAGGCUUGUUGACAUGGUGCCAGAACUAAUUGACACAUAG